Molecule: messenger RNA, 13508 nt
Organism: Pelobates cultripes (western spadefoot toad)
Lineage: Eukaryota; Metazoa; Chordata; Amphibia; Anura; Pelobatidae
Source: the annotation of a GenBank genome assembly
CUCCUAGUGGCGGGUUCUAGGUACUGUAGCCACGGCCGUUUCAUGCGCAGCUACAGGCCCCUCCUCUUCCCCCGCUGUGUGGUGACCAGGGCCCUGGCAGCCAUUCAGUGCGGCCACGUCCGCUUCCCCACACACCGGAAGCAGCCAUUCCACUUCCUCUGCUGUCAGUCUAUCACGCCCCGGCCCCGCCCACCCCGGAGUAUACGUAUCGUGCAGCCAUUGAGUGCGGGGCCUAGAUAGCAGCCGCCAACCCCCUCCCUCUCCUACACAGCUCGACGGAUCGCACCCAGCAUGACCUCCCUCCGCGGCCUGCUCCUGCUAUUCCUGCUGGCCUUCCCGGUCACACUGCUCGAAAACGGCGCGGGUGAGAGCGGCUCAGGGACAGACAGACUGUGAGACAGACAGACUGUGAGAGCGGCACAAGGACAGACAGACUGUGAGACAGACAGACUGUGAGACAGACAGACUGUGAGACAGACAGACUGUGAGACAGACAGACUGUGAGAGCGGCACAAGGACAGAAAGACUGUGAGACAGACAGACUGCCUGUGAGACAGGCACAGGGACAGACAGACUGCCUGUGAGAGAGACAGAGAGUGAGAGCGGCUCAGAGACCGAGUGUGUGUGUGUGUGUGUCUCUCCGGGCAGUGUGAGUGCACUCUCUCUGUGGGCGCUGCGGUAUGAAGGCCGGUCCUGUCACUCCAGGCGCUAUGUACUAACAGUCCCCAGCCCAGAUGGCUAGCACGCUGGGCAUCAUGGGAGUCAUAGUCCUGAGGAGCCGGAGAGCUAAAUACUGCUCCUAAUUGCUCUGUUACACCGUGCUGGAUUCCUGGCUGUGUCUGCUCACACGGGAUAUUGUGUGUCUCUGUGUGCUCUGCGCUGUGUGUGUGUGUGUGUGUGUGUAUAUACAUAUACUCUGCCUUCUGUGUGUAUACAUAUACUAUGCACUCUGUGUGUAUACUGUGUGUGUGUGUAUACUAUGCGCUGUGUGUCUGGCUGACGUGUCACUCUGCGCCUGCUGUCCAUUCAUUCCCUGGCUCCUCCUAGCUGACUGUAUCCCCUACUACUAAUGUAUGGAGAGGCACACACUCUCACUUUUAAACAUUAUUUAGAUAUUUUUAGAAACCAUGUUUUCAGAGCUACUGCCUGACCUUUUCACGUUAAACAAAAAGUAACAAAGUAAGGAUUACUUUUUUUGUAUAUAAAUACAGGUAAAAUUGGUGAAUGCGAAGUCUGUGCAACAUUGAUUUGGUGGGGCUUUUAGAGUUCAUAUUUAAGCAGAUUUAUUCUUCUCUGCAUGUAAACGGUUUGAUACAGGUACAACUGGAAUAAGCUGUAUGGGCCUAUUUACAAGGACUUUAUAUUUUCUUUGAGUUAUGUAGUUGCUCUUCAUUUUUCUGUACUUUCAAAUAUUUCCUUUAGAAAAUUGUUUGUUUUUUUGACAUACCUAUAAAGCUGACAUGGAGAUUAAGCUUAAUAUAGCCUUUUUUAGUAGGUUUUACAUGGUUAGGUUUAUUAAUGUUUUUUUUUUAUUGCAGUAUGUUUCUCUGUAGGCAAACAUCUCUUAAUGGGGGUUAUUUAUGCCAGAUAAAAUUUGCAUUUACAAGUGUAGUCACAUCUUUGCCCUCCAAGGGACAAUUUAAGCACUAAAAGCACUACAUCUUAUUGUUUAAUGUCGUUUUUUUGUUUUUUGUUUUAAUACAAGCCAAAGUGACCCCCCCCCCACUUCCCAGCUGCCAUGUAAAGGGUUUAAAAAAAAAAAUCUUUAAACACAUGAUUCCAGUGCCAAAGUUCCUCAGCACUGGAUAGGACUCCUCUGUCAACGUCCAUGCAUUCCAGGAUCCUAAUGCACAUGCGUGGCAACUGCUACAUGCACACUAGUUCUUCCUAAUAAGAAAGCAUUGAAUUAAUUAUUUUCUAUAGGAUUUUUCAAAAUGCCUGACACCGUCAUGCAGCGUUAAGAAAACAUGGACACUGUACCCAGCACACCUCAAUGAAAUGAAGUUGUCUGGGUGCUUAUAUUCUAUAAAACUGUUAUAAUGGGAGAUGGCUAAAUCUAAAACAAGCAAGGAACAGAUAUAUAAAGAUUUGUUGUGAUACAGAUGAUGUAAAUUCAACAAUCUCCAAAGAAAGCUGAAAAAUUUUAUAUUAAUAGUUCAGAUUGUAUUGUCGUCUCCUAAUUAAUUUGUCCCUUUUUUUUUUAUGCCUAUAUGUACAGGUCCUUUAGUUGCUGCACAGGAUGCUACAGAGGAUGAAGAAGCUAUUGAUGACUCUGUAGUUGAGGAUGAGGAUGAUGAAGCUGAAGUGGAAGAAGAUGAAUCUACAGAUUUGGUAAAAAGUUUUGUUUUUACAUAUUUUUUGUUUUAAAGCUUCCUUAUAUUCAAAAUCAUAAUUUUGAUGACUAGUUACUUGUAGGACCUAGAAUGGAGUUUAUUCAAUUUUUCAAUGCAUCAUUCAUGUGAUUCAAUGGAAACAAAAAAGAUGAUAACCUUGUGACACUUUCUUUUUUUUUUUCUCUUAUUUUAACCCCAAGGAUGUACUUCUCAUCUAGGGAGCUCACAUCAUUUCAAUAAGUGUCUAAUUGCUAAAGUUAAAGCGGCACUAUCAUGGCCAAAUCCAGUUUUUGUCUUUUGUUUUAACCCCCCCUGCCGACUCCACUACAUCUAAUUGCCUGCCCCUAAGCCCCCAUAUUACCUACUUUUUAAUAUUUAUUUUGAUGCUCAGACCUAGGUCCUGGGCGCUGGCAUCUUUGUAUGGGCAGAUUAAGUCCCUGUGGGACACGUCAUAUGCCCACACUAGAUAGCGCUGUGAAAUUUCCGCGCAUGCCUAGAUAACCACUUGGGCAUUCGCUGUUAUCCAAACUUCUGACGGGAAUUUCAUCUAUUUAUUCGUCAGAGAGACGAAGGAAUGAAUAGAAAUUUCAGGCGAUCGAACAAACCCCGAAUAUGUUCAGUUUAUUACAAGGAGGAAGGAGCAAGGAGGACCAGCAGCUCCCUCCUUAUAAUAUGUAAAAAUAAAAGCGGCGGGAAGCUGUGCUCUUAGCCACUUCCUAAGCCUCCCUCACUCUAUGGGGGUCAAUAUGACCCCCAUUAUAGCAUAAGGGAGAUUGAAAUCUCCCGAAUGCCACUACUCGCUAUACUGCCAGUAGGGGCAUGCCUACUAAACAGUGAGCAGCUCACAGUGACUGCUCACUGAUGUAAGAAUAAAGCUCCCCUCCAACAAAUGGCCCCAUGGUGGGGCAUCUAUUGAAUAGCAGGGACUACUAGUCAACCAAUAAGAGUGCUCUGAUAGGUAAAUAGUGAGCCUUACAGGUAACCAAUCAGAGUGCUCAGAGUCAAAUUGCAGGGCGUGGGAAGGUUUUAUAAGCCUUUCCCCGCCAUGCGAAACUUAGUCUGCGUGGUGCCGUCGCUGGAUGAAGAUGGAUUUUUAAAAAAAAUUUUGUUUGGGAGGGCUGGGGGGCGCUCGUUUUUUUUUUUUUUUUUUAUAAGUUUGGGUAUUAUGGACUUUUAUUUGGGGCUGAAAAAUGUAAGCUUUUAGAAUAGACAUCAAAUGGUAAGUAUUUAGUUUUAUUGUCUCCUCCCUCACUAUUUUUAGGGUGAGUGGGUAGGUAGGACUUUAUUUAAAGGGACACUCUAGUCACCCAGACCGCUUCAGCUCAAUGAAGUGGUCUGGUUGCCAGGUCCCCCAGGUUUUAACUCUUCAGAUGUAUGUUUACAUUGCAGGGUUACUCCAACUUCUAGUGGCUGUCUUCCUGACCGCCGCUAGAGGAGCUUCUGCGAUGCUGGAUGCGAAAUUUGCAAUUCGCAUCCCGUGUGCAGAACGUCCAUAGGAAAGCAUUAACAAAUGCUUUCCUAUGGACUGUAUGAAUGCGUGCGUGGCUCUUGCCGCGCAUGCGCAUUCCGCUCCACUGGGGAGCUGAUGGCGGGGGAGGAGAGGUCACAGAUGCUGGAUUAGUGUAGCUGAAGGGAGGGGGCCCUGAAGGUAGGGGGGGUUCCUAAGGAUGCUAUAGUGUCAGGAAAACUAGUUUGUUUUCCUGACACUAUAUAGUGAUCCUUUUAAAUUUUUUAUUUUUUUUUAUGGGUGGGAGGGUGACUAGGGCUUGGCCCCUAGUCACCCUAGCCCAUGGACAAUAGGUUCCCCCCCCAUUUUCAUUUAGGGCUCCCACCCGCCGCUAAUGGGUGGGGGCAAAAGCGAUUUAUUCACCAUACCUCUUUCCAAGCACGGCAAUUUCUUUAGAUUCGUGGGGGUUACCUUUCAAUACCAAACUCCUGUCCAUCCUCUGCUUCCCCUGUAAUGCUUUGAUUUGCCCUGCUUCGGAAAUGUUCCCAAGGCAAAAGUAGUGACAGCACUUUGCUUUUGCUGCCGGCAUUGGACUGGGGUACCUACACCUUUUGCCAGUGCUAGCAGAGCCAGCUAGGAAGUUUCCAAAGCAACAGCAUUCAAUGCGAUGCUGUGGUUGCUAUGCUUGGGAGAGCAGAAAGACCUCCUAUGGGGGAGGUCUUAUCUGCUGUUCCUUGUCAGUCAAAUCAUUGUCAUAGAGACUGCUGAAGAUUUGACUGAGAAGUGGAAGAAAAAGCUACAUUUAGAGCGGUACUGUCAUCCCCUCCUGAAAAAUUACUAGUUUUCAAAGAUAAACUCACUAUGAAACACUAAUUUUGACUGUGUUGGAAUUUCCCUGAAAUUGACUCCAUUAAGACCAAUACAGAGACUAAGUAAGGACUACUUUCUUUGUCUCUGUAUUUUUUCUCUGCCUGACAUUCUUACAAUCAAGGUGGAGUUUCAGAGUCAAUCCCAACCACUGUCACCAGCCCCGACCGCUGGAAGAUCCACAGGUUUGUGGGAUCCUUCAUAGACGUCAAUGCUGUAUUCUUGCCAAUGCACGAGAAUACACCAGUGACGUGGCACCAAAGGGACCCUGCCGGAUCAAGAUGGCCGUGCCUAUGAGCAACUGGUUCAAAUAAGUAAUCGCACUUUAACCUAAUUAUAAAAACUGUAAUAAUUACACUUGCAGGGUUAAGGGUGAUGGGAGUUGGCACCCAGACUACUCCAAUGGGCAGAAGUGGUCUGGGUGCCUGGAGUGUCCCUUUUAAAUAGGUUUUUCUCCCAAACUAUACAUUUGCUAGUAAACCGUGUAGCACAAUGUACACAUGGAAUUCCAUGCAUUAUCCAAAGAGCAUGAGUGAAAAUACAAGUACAUGUAUCAUUUUAAUGCUCUCACUAGGACAGGGGUAAUAAAAAUAGCGUUUAGUAGUACUAAGGGAAUACGAAUCACUUAUUUGUGUAACAUGAGUCAAGCCAGAUUGUAAGAAAGCUGCAAAUUUGUAUGUCAUGACUGCUUCACUUUAAUGUUUUUUGUUUUUUCUUCUUAUGUACAAUUUUUAGUUUUUCUUUUUUUACAUUUCUCAAUAUCAACUGCAUUUGUUUGCUGUCUACUAUACUGUCAAUGUUCAUUCAUGUGCCAGAAAAAGAUUGUGGUGAGACCAAAUGUGAUAGAACUCACCACAGUGCAAAUACAAAACUUUUAUGCAUCACCUGCAUAUCUCAAGUUGGACUUUGAGAAGUCCUUCUUUUAUAUAGAAACUCGAGAAAUCAUGGUUCCACAACUAUUCCAGAGUUCCCAGCUUGACAUGCAUAUGAGCACCAACUGGCAUAGUGUUUCAUAUAUUUAUUUAUUUUUGGUUAUGCUAGAGUAUCCUGGCCCCAUUUCCCAUUAAUGGGACAAACCGUUUUACAAUGGUUUGCCCUGUUAUCUGGGUCUCCUAUGGGCAUCAAAGUAUCUCUAUGAUUAGCGAUGUGCAACCAAAUCACGCUUUUAUUCAGAGAUUGAGUGUCAGCUGUGGAUGCUUUCAGCCAAUGAAUGCAACUCUGUGCAUAGAAAUAUGCACAGAAUUGACAUAAGCCAGCCCAGAAUUGUUUCAAGCUGGCUAAUGACCGAUUUGAACCUGCCAGAAGUAGUAUCAAAAGGUGUAAACUCUAUGUGCAGCAUUUCAUAGUGACUUGCAGACUUCAGGCACCAUUGACCACUUUAAAUCAGUGAAGUAGUUAUGGUGCUUUGAGUAACUCUUUAAGUUUUAAUUAUUGAAGGAAGUCUCCGUAGUGAUAUUCAUUCUUUGGUUGGUUGUAUGUUUCCCUUUUUAUUUUAUUUUUUAUUUUUUAAACUCUAGAUUUCUAGAGUAUAAUAUAGUGCUGUAAUUUUACAGAAUGCUUUAAACUUAAGUUUACAGUGUCUAAGUAUUCAUUUUUUACAUUGUUAGUCUAAAGAAAUGUAUAGUAAAAGAUCUGCAGUUCUCCAUUGUUUUAAACUGUGAUUUGUUUUGGGGUUUUUUUCUGUCAUGUUCGUAUUAGGCAGAAGAAAAAGAGGAUGAAGAAGACUUAAGUUCAGGCGAACCAAAAGCUUCCCCUAAUGCCGAUACAACUAUUCUUUUUGUUAAAGGAGAAGGUGAGCUCUGUUUCCAGUAUGGAGAAAAAUAAAUAAAUAAAUGUCAUUAUAAAUGCUGUUUUUUAUUUUUCAAAAAUGUGUCACAAUUGUUGACCAAAAAUAGAAUAAUAACACUUGUGUUGAUUUUACUGAUCUGGUUUUAGGUUUAAGAAGCCAUUCAUUUUAGGUCCUGCCUUUUUAUUGUUUUUUAAAAAAUAAAUAAAAAUCAUUCUUUGGUGUUUGGAAUAUUAAUCCUCCUUUAGUUAUGUGACUAGUACUCAAUCGAUCUUCACUUUGCACAGACUCUUCAAAAUAUACCACUUUGACCCACUUUUAGAAAAGAAAAAAAAAACUCAAACCUUCUGCUUAAAGGGGCACUCUGGUCACAAAUACAACUUUAAUGCAAUUGAUAGAUUUUAGCCUCAUUAAUAUUUUUUCAUGCUCAAAUCUUUAUAGCUUUUGCAUAAAAGUCAAUAAAUGUUUUGCAGAAUGCUACACCAUAAACUUGCCUCCUUAGCAAUGUCCUCUCAUGCCAGAAGGCUUCCUUAUCAAUGGUAUGCACCCCGUCUCAUCCCCAACACUGGAUGAGCUGCUUUUAAUACACAGCCUUACUGCAGACAGUCAGAGAAACUGCAAACAGGUAGCGAUAUCCUUACUACAUGCCUCCCUGAUGGUUCUCUCCUUCUGCUUCUUUUGUUGUUCAGCUCAUUCAGUACUGUCAGUGGCUAAGCUACAUGCAUACUUUUUUGAUAAGGUUUUUUCUGGAGUGAAGGGAUGUUGCUAAAGAGGCAGUCUAAUGGGGCAACAUUCCCAAAAACAUUUAUUUUAUGAAAAAAACUAUGAAUAUUUGAGCAUGCAAAAUAUAACAUAAUUAGGCCAAUACCUAUCAAAUCCAUUAUAAUAUAGGUGCUCGGAGUGUCCCUUUAACUGUACGCAGGAACCAUUCUGUAAAAACCACAGAAGAAACAUCUGUAAUGACUGAUAUGCCUGGGAAAUCAUGUAGUAAACUCUGUGCUCUUCACUGCUCAGCAUAAUUUCAAAAAAGUAGCUAGAAGACUUAAUGGACAAUCCUUGUUCGGUAUGUUAAUUGCUAAAACUUUUUUUUUUUUUUUUUGUUACAGCAUUUGUUAGCAUGAACUGUAACACUGCAAAACAGUUCAAUAAUGAAAGAUCAAAGAAACUACUUGUCAUGUCUUGUACAUUAUUUCACUUGUGUGUUAGAAAGAUUUUUAUCAAUAUGGCGCAUUAAAAGGCAAUCUGAGGUCCAAUGCAUCCUCUAAUCUUGUUUCAGAACCUGGUUUCCCUCUAGUUUGAGCUUUCUGGUUUUGAAAGCCGUGCAUUUACAAUGUGUUUUUACCCAAAGCUGUCCCAAAAGCUACCUUCUUAUAAAGAAAUAAAUUUAAAAAAAUUAACCAUAGAGCGAAAAAAUUAUCCUCUGUUUUUAUUUGAUUUAAAAUAAAACAAGAUACCCAUCACAUAUACUUUAAUCAUGGCAAUGUUUAUGAAGUCAUAAAAGGUAUGAAGUCUGUAAGUUUCAUAUUUCCAUUUGCAAAGACUGUACAUUGCACAUUUUGUAAUUAAGCUAUUUUUGCUACAUCCAUAUUAUUUUUUAUCUUUUCCUCCCCUAAAAAGAACACUGAAACUAUGAUUGUUUUGGCAAAAAUAAACUCAUUCAUAAUUGUUUUCUAUUGCUCACUUUUGCUACCAUGUACAUCAUAAUAUUUAUUUUUAUCUCAUUAGAUUUCCCAGCUAAUGACAUUGUGAAGUUUCUGGUGGGCUUCACUAACAAGGGUAGUGAAGACUUCAUUGUUGAAUCUUUGGAUGCAUCGUUCCGUUAUCCUCAAGACUACCAGUUCUACAUUCAGAAUUUCACUGCCCUUCCUUUAAAUACAAUUGUUCCACCUCAGAAACAGGCCACUUUUGAAUAUUCGUUUAUUCCAGCUGAACCAAUGGGAGGGCGUCCCUUUGGGCUGGUCAUCAAUUUGAACUACAAAGAUGCAAAUGUAAGACUUGGUUGACUAAUGCCUAGGAAGUUCAAUGUGCCUUGAUAAUGCCAUAUUUAUUAAUAAUGGGAAAUAUAGAUAUUUAUGUAUAUCACUGUUAUUGCAAAUUAUGCUCUGUUUGUGCUUUAUUAGCAAUCUGAUUUAAAGAGGAUGCAUUGGAAAGGGCAGCAGUGAUUUAUUUUGUUUUGUUUUUCAACACAAAAUGAAACUGUAGUUUCUUAGCCCUGUUCUCUGGGUUUGCCAAAAGACCAGGACUGGCUCCAUGUAAAUAAAUAAAAGGGCACUCCACUGCCUAAAUUAAAAAAUAAAUUAAAAAAAAUCUGUUUAGUAGAUAUAAACCAAAUGAAAACAUGCAUGUCUUUAACCCCUUAAGGACACGUGACAUGUCAUGAUUCCCUUUUAAUCCAGAAGUUUGGUCCUUAAGGGGUUAAAGGACCAUUAUGGUGACUAGAACUUCAUCAAAAUUAAGUUCUUGUAGUGCCAGGAGGUCUCUGGUUCACCUUAAGGGAUUUAACCCCAAAGUAUGCAUUUCAGCGUCAAAUCUCUCUCCUUCCGUUUUCUCAAAGUCUUUAAAAUGUAAGGCACUUGCCGAAUCAGGCAGCUGCGCAGCUUAUUGGCGGAGAGCAAUCAGCUGGCUUUCGGGCAAUUGGUGACGCCCCAUUCAUAAAACUGGCUUGAAAAAUAUACGUUUCUUUUUAAGCUAGUUUUAUGAAUAUGGAGUCACUGGUUGACUUAGAGUCAGCUGCCUGCUCUUAGCCAACCAGUAGCUUUGUUGGUCGAUUCAGUAAGAACCUUUCAGUUUAAGACUUUCAGAAAAUGUUGGGACAGGGAGGUAGGGAGGUUCGGUGCUGGAACACGGACUUUGGCAUUAAACUGUUGAACAGUUUAACUCUUUAAGGUGAGCCAGUGCCAGGCACCUCCUGGCACAAUAACUUUAUUUUGUUGAAGUUAUGGUGCCUGGAGUGUUUCUUUAAUUAUGCGUGUUUUUUUUCAUUAGGGGUAUAUCUAAAUACAGCUUACCUAAACUGCAGUUGCUGUCUUUGCAAUACCUCCCUUUCUAACCCAACCCAGACUUUCUGUGGCUAUCCGAUUAGACUUCCCAAUACAGCUCAUUGAGGAGACUUGGCAAGACAGGAGCUCUGAAUCAAUGUGUGCCUCUUGAUUUUAGCUUUGCUGAGCUAAACAACCAGGAAUUAAAAGGACUUGUUUUCUUCUUGAAAGCCAGAGGGUGCGACAAAGUUUCAUUUGUAAAUCAGCACUUUUCAUUGUAAAAUAAAGAAGAAGUGCUCUACACACAUGAAGCAUUUCAGCAAGCUAGAGUACUUUAGGGGUCUGUGGUGUUCCUUUAAGUCAUUUGAGCUGCCACAAACAUAAUGAAUUUCUGGCCUAUUGAAAAACACUGCCACAAGCCAGAAUUUUUUUUUUUUUCUUAUGGUUUAUUUGUGAGUGUUUUAAGCAUUUAUUUUCUGUUUAUGUAAAUUUUGUGUCUAACUUAGGAGGACAAAUAGGUUCAAUGAAGUUUUUUGGAUAUAAUCAGACUGUACUUAAGGAUACUUUUCUUAGCUUUGUAAAUGUGUUUUAAAUAAUUAAAUGUCAGUGACUAAAACUUCACCCUUACUCUCAUAGGGUAAUACUUUCCAGGAUGCCGUUUUCAACCAGACUGUUACCAUUAUUGAAAAAGAAGACGGUCUAGAUGGGGAAACGUAAGUACUAAGAUCCUUUUUAUGAGUGAUUAUUAAUCACAAAAUGUAUCUUUAUGCAAUUGUCUUCUCAUUGAAGGAGAAGGAAUUCUUACAAUCCACAAUACAAAUCUUGAUACUACCUUUUUAGUAAGAAAUUAGAGUUAAUUUCAGUUUUACUUUCUUUUUUCCCUAUAGGAUUUUCAUGUACCUUUUCCUUGGUGGGCUUAGUUUGCUGGUAAUUGUUGGAUUGCACCAACUGUUGGAGUCCAGAAAGGUAUGGAGCCCAUUGUGUGAUGGAAUUAUUUCUACAUAUCCCAUCUCUGAAUAUUGCUUAAUGAUUUUUAUUUAUUUAUUUUCGUCAAUUUAGCUGAAAGCCUACCCCCUUCUCUAUUGCCAUUUGUAAGGUGCCAUUUCUUUGGCUAAGAUCCGUCUCUAUCAUCUCAGCCAAUUUAAUGCUUUCCAUAGGAAAGCAUUGGGAGGUCAGUCAGCUUGUGCGGCAGAAUGCCAUGCUGUGACAAUCUGAUUUGAAAUGGCAAAGUUUUACUCUGCUAUAUGCCGAAAGGACCUUUGGUGGCUGUUGCAGAUUUCAGUCUUUUAUUUUUUAUUUAGUAUCUAGGAUUCUUAGUUCUAUUCAGUAUUUCCUUUUGCAAUAUGCAAAAUUCAUAACUUACAUGGGCAACUUCACCACAUUCCAAUAAACUUAAAAUGUAAUGGAAAUUUACGCCAUGCUGAACAAUGAAGAUAGCUCUGCGCGGGGUCUUCUGAACUCUAUAAAUCUCAAACUUACUCACAAAUGAAAUCAAUGCAUAAGAUGCCCAGCUUCAUCCAACAGUUAAUGCCCAAAUCUCUUCACCAGGCAUAGCUUGUUUUAUUUGCAUGUAGGGUGGCAUUAUUGCAUCCAGACUUUCUAUAAAUGUUGUUGUGAACAUGAUUAUACAGUUUAAAAAUUAUUGCACAUUUACAGCACAGUUUUACAGAUGCAGUGAUGGCUAGACUUUUCCAACAUAGCUAUUGCAGAUUAUUUUCACCAUCAUGAUGUCUGAAGUAGUCUUCUGACUCUAGAGUAGCUGCAAAGUCAUAUUUGGCAGGUUCCUGUGAUGGCUAGUAGCCUGUGCUGUCCUAUGUUUGGCAAAAAAACAUUUUGUUCCACUUUUGCCAAGGAUACAAAGGACAAUCUUUUUGCUGGUUUGUGUUAUGUAUGUAUGUAUGAUUUUUUUUAUUUUUUUUUAACAUUGUUUUUCUCCUUUACAGAGGAAGAGGCCUGCACAAAAAGUAGAGAUGGGUACAUCUAAUCAAAACGAUGUAGAUAUGAGUUGGAUUCCUGCUGAAACGUUGAGCCAAAUCAGUAAGUAUUCAGAACCUGUUUGAAUUGCAAAUUGAUAUUUAAUGUGGCAUUGUCCCAGGCAGACCUUGCGUUUGUUAGCUUGUUUUAUUAUUGUUAAAUUUCUUGUCUUAGUUUCCAUGUUUAACUAUUGGGAGCAAUGUCUUCCCCCUUGUUUCUUUCAAUUUUUAUUGGCAUAUCUUUGUUUCCAUUAUCAAUCUUACUGCUGUCUGCUGUUCUCCUAAUCUUUUUUGCGAUUUCUUGUUUCCCCUCUUUCUUGCUGUUUCAGUGCAAAGUAGACGAGGUGAGGCACAUUCUAUUGUCUGUCUGAAUGCUAUUGUGGUGUUUUUGGUCUUGUGAAGUUGGAUAUGUUGGCUGCUUACCUUAAUGUCAUCUAAAACAAAUCUGGAAAUAAGAUGCAUAAAAAAGUUUUCAAUCCUUUCAUCCAGUGUAAAAUUAUAACCCAUUACUUUGCCAUCUUUUAGUUUAUAUAAAUGCCACACUAGUCCCAUGAUAAAUAUGAUGGCUCAGCUGUAAUAACGUUUGAAUCCUGCAUAAUCUUUAUCCAGUAGGAUCAAUGUAUGGGUUUGGAGUGACAAACCAAAAUGGCUCAAAAAUGUACAUAUGCAGUUAAGGUGAGCAGCCAGUUAUUGCUCACUGUAUUCAAAUUUAGCUUUUGGGCAGCUAUUACUAAAAAAUAGCUACACGGUCACUAGAUUUCCUUACAGUGAACAUCUGCUGACUGCUCAGUUAUAUGUAGCCAAAGACAACUCUGACAUAUUUGAGGGGAAAAAAGAAAAAAACAACUUGCACACUUCCCCACCCUCCUCAGUAUUUGUCCAUUUUGUUUCAUGCCCUUUUACAGGUUGAUAAAUCCUUUUUGUUAAAAUAAAAUUUGGUUAGAGACUUUGAAAAUGUGCUCUAGGUUUUUGCUGCUCCCACUGAAGCCCAUUCUUGUAAAAAUGACCAAUGUUUGUAUUGCAUGAUUGUGUUAACUGGAUGCUUGCUCAUAGUGUAGUCUAGUACCUAGUGACACAGCAUUGAUUCAGUAACACUUUAUUUUUAUUUAUUUCCUCCCUCUUUAGACAAAGCUUCACCAAGAAGGUCUCCACGUAAACGAGCCCAGAAAAGAUCAGCAGGCUCUGAUGAAUAAACAGACUUUGUGCUCUGCAAUUUAUUCUGUCCACUAAUCCCACCCUCCUGCUGCCCAAGGUGGAUACUUCCCAAUUCCAUACUGGCAAUGCUGAAAAGGGAAAUAAGUCCCUAUAAAACAUUAAGACUGCAAAAUAAAUGUUUCUCAUGGGGAAACGUCAUUUUUAUAUAUAUAUUUUUUUUUUUUUCUUUCAAUCUGAGCACCCAGCCUAAAGCAUCUAAACUUCAUACACAGGUGCUGCUACAUCUGGAUAUCCAUAGUAGACAUCAGAGUGGAGUCUUUACUUGCCUAUCCAGAUUGCAUCUUGCAUUCUAUCACACCGACUGUUUAAAUGAGCCACUUACUCAGAUUUCGGUUUGGAUGUAGAAGCACUGAGGGAUUGUGUUGGCAUGGCUGAAAUAAUUGUCACCCCAGGGACUUCUGCUUCUGUCUGAAUCCACAUGUUCAGUUAUUUGAAAUAGGUUUGUAUUUUUUUUCCCCCUGCUGAUGUGAUGUGGAAUUAUAUAUUUUUAUUUUUUGUGUAUCCCAAUGUGUUUUUUUGUUUGUUUUUUAACACCAGGGUAGUACUUAUGAAAUCUGUAACCUAUGCUAUAUUUGAGGGUUCAUCAUAGUAGUUAAAUAACAUCCAGAGGCAAAGUGUGCUGAUUGUGUUUUUUUUUUUUUUUUCCCAGAAGCUAUUUUGGGGUUGGAUGGGUGGGUUUGGUUAGGGAUGUGUGGAAUAUGUGCAAAACGUUUUUAGAUGUUUGUGCAUUUUGAAGCCUAAAAUAAGAAAGAUACAUGACUGCUUAGGAAUGGGAACAUUGAUACAAAGACCUGGAAACUUUUUUUUGUAAAAUGAUAAAAUGGCUUUAAAAAAAAAAAAAAAAUGGUCUGCCUGCAAGUGUACAAAGGAUUAAAUUCUUAAAUAAAAGUGGAAAACAUUUUAAGCCCA